AUGCCUUUACCAACCCCCGACCCCCAAGGCAAAUCAUCAGUGUUUGUUAAGUUGCUUUAUUACUCCAAAGAAGAUGGUAAAUUGCAAUGCACUCGCAAGACUGUAAAAGUGUUGCGUUCUUAUAUCAAUAGUGCCCAGUUCCAAGGUGUGAUUCAAGAUGUUUUAGGUAUCAAAUGUGAUAUUAUCCUUAAGAGAAGAUCUCGCCGUCACAGAGACUUUGUUAAUCUUUCUUCUGACGCAGAUUUUAAGGCACUCAUGAGAUCCUUGAAGGUGAAGAAUUACAUCAAGUUGGUUGUCAUUGAUAGUGACCAUAUAAAGCCAUUUGAGUUGUCCGAUGCUUUAUUCAAGGACCCAGUUGAUGGGGCCUCGUUUGCUGAAACAGCGUUUGAUGAAAAAUAUUUUAGCAGUACUGAAACUUCCUCUGGUGAACAAUCAAAUGAUGUUGACGCCAAAGUUUCCACCUCUGACGAAUCCAAAUCAGUUUCUGAUGCCCCUGCUGCUACCUUGAGCUCCCCGGUUCUUGGUGAUGAUAUUCUCAAGAAGGUGGUUUCUUUUCUUGGUGAAAACGGGCUUUUCAAGGAUUUGAAUACUAGCAUUGACGACCUCAAUAGAAAUUUGAUGGAGAUUGUUGAUUCUAAGAAAGCCAACAAAGAGUCCUCUGGUAAUGUUUCCUGUAACAAAGCUGUGCAUUAUCGCAUAUAUUGCGAUGGUUGCGAUUUUCACGGGGAAAAUUGGAUUGCUGGCAAUCGUUAUAAGUGUUUAAUCUGUGAUGACUAUGAUUUAUGUGAAGCUUGUGAGAAAAAGGGUGUCGUUACCGGAAAACAUUGCAACAACCAUGUUAUGGCCAAGAUUAUUGAGCCUGUUGGCAAGUUUACAAAGAAGGAUUUUUCUGCUAAAGCACUUUCUAGAAUGAUUGAUGGAAGAAACGGAGUUGCUGUGAGAGUGGAAACAAAAAACCCUUGUAUUAUCUCAAAACCUAAUUGUAAUGCUGGUAAACCUCACCCUGGUAUUGUUUGUGAUGGCUGCCACCCUCAUGACUUUGGUACUGAUCUUCGCGGAAUUCGUUACAAGUGUUUGGAAUGUUCUGACUACGACUUGUGUGAGAAGUGCGUGCUGAAUGGCACCACAACAUUGUCGCACUCUAACAAACAUACAAUGCUCAGAAUUCCUGGUCCAAGUGGCACCUAUCCUUUGAUUAGACCACACUUUUCAGAGCUAACCAAUGCAUCUUCUUGCCGUCAGGCCAAUGUUUCGCCAAGCAUUAUUGCUCAUGCUUAUUGUGAUGCAUGCAAGCAAGACAAUAGAUUUACUGAGGACAUCAAAGGUCUUCGCUACAAGUGUUUGAGCUGCUCCAACUUUGAUUUGUGCCAAUCUUGUUAUUCUAAUAAUGCCGAAGUUGGGUCACAUUCCUGCAGCCAUCCGAUGGCUGCUGUUAUGCCUGCUAAACAAAUGCAUUUUAGUAGUGUGUUUUCCAACUCGUGCAAUGAACCUCCAGUGAAGGAUUUGGAAAAUGCAUACUGUGACAGUUGCUCUGACAAAGACAGUGCCGUUUAUAUUGAAGGCUUGCGUUUCCAUUGUAGAGAUUGCUAUAAUUUUGAUUUAUGCAAAACAUGUUAUGAUAAGAGAGUUUCUGUUAACUGCCAUUCUCCAGAACACAAUAUGGUUGCUAUGUUGCCUGCUGCAAUGACUGAUAAAUUUGUCUUCCGCGAUGGUUUAGAACCUACAGUCACUACUGAUAAAGUUAUUGACCUUGGUUUCAAAAGAGAUUCUGAUUUGGGCAGAAAAGUCGAGCAAUUAUUUGCUGGUGACAAUGGAUUAAAGAAGUUGGAAGAAUUGAUCGCCAAAGCUGAGAAGUUUGAUCAAUUGGCUGCAUUAUCUGAGAAGCAAGACCCUGAAGAAAUUGUUGAGGAAAUUAAACAAAUGGUCACUAGUGCUGGCGAGACUCAGAAAGCUGUCAAGGAGUCGGAUGAAGUUAUGCAAGCUGCCAGUGUGCCAGAGCAACUUUUACAAACUGAAGAAAAAGAGGAAAUUGAGCACGUUCAAGAAAAAGAGGACAUUGAAGACGACGAGGCUAAAGAAAAAGAGGAAAUCAAAGAUGUUGACAAUAACGAUAUAUAUGAAAGCAGCUCGUCAAACAGCACUUUGCUUCACAGUAAAGGCUCUUCAUCUAUUAUUAUUCUUCCAAAACUAUUGAAGGAAUCUUCCUCGUAUUUACAAGAGGGUUCUGGAUUUGUUACCCCUGUCACCCUUAGUCCUGCAGACUCUACUGAUGCAGCUUCUGUGACCGACAAUUUGGAUGAAGAUGAUGGAUAUGUAAUCAGUGCUGAUCAUGAUGUUGUCAGUAGUGGGUGGGACUCUGAAGCUUCCUAUUCUAAUGACGACCUCGCCAAUGAGUAUGAAAUUUUAGACUCUGACAUUGAAAUGUGA
Saccharomycopsis crataegensis is the source of this 2427-nucleotide messenger RNA. RefSeq lists its product as uncharacterized. Bases 1 to 2427 code for a protein of 808 amino acids. The transcript has a single exon. Gene Ontology annotation, cellular component: aggresome; amphisome. Gene Ontology annotation, biological process: aggrephagy; endosome organization; mitophagy. The record is from RefSeq and is a predicted model, not a curated record. Gene Ontology annotation, molecular function: zinc ion binding; protein kinase C binding; K63-linked polyubiquitin modification-dependent protein binding. NCBI's taxonomy places the organism in Eukaryota, Fungi, Ascomycota, Saccharomycetes, Ascoideales, Saccharomycopsidaceae.